AGCCGCGCGACUCGCGGCGGCCCCCGCAGAUCCGAGGCGCUCCGCUCGCUCCGCCGCCGCCGUCGUCGUCGUUGUUGUUGCAGCGAUUCGUGCAAAUUCACGUCGCUCAACGUCGCAAUUCCCCUCCAAUCGAUCUCUGGCGAAUCGUUGGGAUCGUGCUCUCGCCUCGAUAAAGACGGCGCGUGGUGUUAUUAGUGCGGCGACGGAGUGAGAGAGGUUUACCUCACAAAGCGGGAUCGCCUCGGCAUCGGCCACGAAGCUCUUGGCAGCGAUUCCAGAGUACAACGGAGAAACGUAUUUCGCGUUUAUCUUUGUUUAAGUAUUGCUUUCCUGUUAACCGUAUAUAUUUUUCACCUACACAAUCGACUCGUUAGAUGGCCAGCUUCCCUCACGCUGUCAACGAAGAUGCUAUCGCCCCAUCCUACCUGGUGAGCGAGCUGAGACCUCCGAGCGGGCCCCCCCGCGGCCUCAAGUCUGGCUGUGAGGUGAGGGCGGUGGCUUGGUCCCCCGACGGGACCUUCGUCGCCUGGGCGCAGGGACCUCGCGGCACCGUGCGGCUCCUGCCCUGGUCUCCCAGGCUCAACAACUUACCGAGCAGCAGCGGCGAGGUGAUAGCUGACGGCGAUGGCGCCGUUGUUGAGGAGGGUGAUGGGAACGACGUGGGGAACGACGUGGGCGGCCGUACCAUCGAGUGCGGCGAGACGGUGUGGAGCCUCGCGCUGGGCUCGCCGCUGCCUGGGAAGACGAGCCGCUGCAUCAACAUCGAGUUCCACCGCUUUCGCUUUGACGACGACGCCCUGGUGCUCGCCACCGGCCUCGCCAGCGGCCGCAUCAAGAUCUGGGACGUGUAUACCGGCAAGUUCCUGCUGUACCUCAUGGACCACACGGCCAUUGUGCAGGACCUCACCUUUGCGCCCGAUGGCAGCCUGAUGCUCGUGUCCGCGUCGCGCGACAAAACCCUGCGUGUCUGGGACCUCAAGGAUGACGGUAACAUGGUGAAGGUGCUCAAAGGCCACCACAAAUGGGUAAACGCCAGCGCCUUCUCCCCGGACGCCUCCAUGCUGUGCUCUGUUGGAGCGGGGAAAUCUGCGCUGCUGUGGGAGAUGGAGCACUUCACGCUGUUGCGACGGCUCGAGGGUCACCUCAACGACGUGGUGGCGUGCGAGUUCUCUCCCGACGGGGCGCUGCUCGCCACCGCCUCUCACGACACGCGCUGCAUCCUGUGGGACCCGUACACGGGCACCGCCGUCGCCAGUUUCGGGCACUUGUUCCCUGCGCCAUCACCGAUCUUCGCUGGCGGCGCCAACUACCACUGGGUGCGUGCCGUGACGUUCUCGCGGGACGGUCUGCACGUCGCCUCCCUCGACGACGACGGGCUGCUGCGGUUCUGGCGCGUCGGGGAUGACAGCACUCCUGUGGCGGUGGCCAACGUUCCCAAUGGCCAGUGCUGCGCCUUCUCUCCCAACGGCCACGUGCUGCUUGCAGGACUGCAAGACGGGGGGGUGGGGGUGUGGGCGGCCCCUCGCGACGUGGGCCCCCUGCAGCACUUGUGCCGCAUGUCCCUGCGCCGUGUCAGCAGCACCCAGCAGGUGGACGCGAUGGCGGACACCCUGCCGGGGAAGAUGCACCGCUACCUGACCUACCGUUCCAGCGAGUGAGGGUGGUGGGGGGAGAGGGGUGCAUGGUGGGGCACAGUUGCGGGGAAAGGAGGCGGGGGAAGGGGCACUUGACCGCUCUCCUCACCCGCCACCAUCCCUUCUCUGCCAUCGCUCAUGUUGAGUUUUGUUUUUUUUUCGUUUGGGAAGAACAAGUGGUUCCGUACGAAGAUAAAACUAAAAAUAACUCGUCUUAAUGUCACCAUUUAACGUCACCGUUUUAUCAGGCGCACACGGACAGACACGCACACAAGUGUGGCUUCAAGAAACCUCAACAGUGAACACACACUUGCAGUUGCUAAAACGGCAAGAUCCAUACAUCCAUAACACAAAUGAUACACUGUAUAUUGAAUCCGUAUAUUUAAACUGUAUAUUAAAUGUUAGAACAACGAAACAGUUUGUUACUGUGCAGAAUCAACAAGUCCAUACACCCCUCCACAUUAUCAACUUCCUUUUCCUGCUAUUCUUCCUCCUCAUCCACCUCUUCAACCUCCUCUUGCAUCUGUCAUUUGGAAAACAGUGGCUGCAGUUUGCUGCAGAUGUUUUCUACCCUUAGAUGCAGCCCCUUGCACGUGCUAAGAAAUGGCUGGCUUCCUUCAAGAACGGCCAUGAUCUGAGAAAAAUAAAUGGAGAAUGUGCGUUACUCGGCCAUGUGGACUUGUUCGUCUGUCACUGUAAAGCAGUGUUCUUCACAUUUUCAGAGGGCCACUUUUGCCAAUAAGACACCAAUGUGAGGGUCACCACACCGUCUGCAAAGGGGUGUUUUUUGUCGGGGGCCGCUAGUGAUAUGCAGGCCUUGCAAUGAAGAACACUGCCGUAAAGCAUUUAGUUUUUCCACACUGUUCAGCUCGCGAUGCAGUUUGCUUGUCUGCGGAGAAGCACGAAGGCACCGCCAGCGACGCACGGUCGAAGUGCGAAUGUCUCCUCUUUUCCAGUCUGCUGCUGCGCAAAAAACGACUCCUAUUUUUUUCGGCUCCUACACUUGAGCUGGCAACGGGACUCGCCGUCGGCAACUUUAGAGGUGGCGAGCGGCGACUCCACACCACUGCUCUUGCUGCUUGCGGCCGCAAAGGAUCUGUGCUGCCAUGCCGCUCGACAGCUGCGGUCGUACGUCUGCUCUUGCAGCCUUUAACACCCACCUUCAAGUGGUAGAUGCAGUCAAACAUUUUAGGACCGAACAGAUUAUCACUUGCGCCACUUGGCUCUUCCUCCCCCCCCCCCCGGCUCUGCAACCUGUAGUUUCUGGUGUUUGCUGGAGGUGGUUUUCUGUUGCUUUCAAUCCUCUCCAAACCACACCUGGGAAAUGUGAAUUAAAGCAUUGUAUGUGGAUGACAGGAGGGUGGUAUAGUGCCACCUGUCCUGGUUAUCCCAGGAUCAUCUUCAUUUUGAGGUGGUUGUCCCGAGAAAUAUGUAAGAUGUCCCAGUUUAAGUCGUAUAAUACACCAAUCAUGCGACCACAUGUAUUUCUCCACUUCUGAUGUUGAGAUAUUCUUCCCAUGAUGUACGUUUUUUCGUACCUGUGAGGUGGUAACAACCCAAGGAAGGGAUGGGGCAGGAAGAGUGGUGUGGGCAAUGGGGGAUAUUGAAAUUAAUUCAAAGCCAGGCUCUGACUGGAAGUUGGACCCUGUGUUGAACUUAAAAUACAUCGUGUUGCUCAUAAUUAUUGCUACGUCGUUUGUCUUAUCGAGUUUUUCUCACCACUUAAGUUGUCGAGUGGCACCACGCGCUGUCGUCGGGAGGUCAUUUUCUUUCUCAUGAGGUGUUUACCAUGGAUUUUGUAAUUCGUUGUCAUUGUAGGGUUUUUGGAGUGGCCAAAUGCCAAGGAGAUUUGGCAAAGUGCACGGCCAGGCCUUAACAAUCAAGUCGACUCGUUUAAUUGCUUUUUUUUUACUUCAAAUGCAAUUUGAGUGCAAAUUUGCCAAAACUCACACGAUUUUUCUACCUCUGGCUGAAACCUGUUGCAUUACUGGGCAAGGUGUUGCACGAACGGCGCACGCCAAGGACUCGCAACGGAGCUGAUUACAUUUUUGCGAAGCAAGAACAUCUGCAAUAUCGCAAGCAGAUGACACUGCUCAAUGAGAAGCUCGGCAUUUUCAUCACCCGUCCAAUCGCUGACAGAAUCGGGACUCGUUGACUCGUGACCUCAAGUACCGCUGGGCAACAUGGCCCAAGUGGUUGCCGUACACGUUGGCUUGCAGGGUCCUGAUGGGACAGUUGCAGUGGAUCGAUUGUAUCGACUAGCCCAACAUUUUAGUAUUUCGAAAAGCUGAUGUAAAAGUUCAGCGUCGCUGUCAUGUCAGUUCCCAAUGGGACGAGCGCGACCGAGUGGCACCAGCUUUCACAGCUGCGUGCAGCCGUUGCCAACAGCGCUUUUGUCUUUGUCACUGGCAAACAUUGCGGUUGCCACAAUGCCAUAGCGUUCUUGGGAUUGUAUUCGAACGGUACAUCGCCUGCCGUUUGGCAAGCUCGCCUGGAAGUGUCCGAGUUGGGGGUGAAUAGUUUGCAAAUACAACUGUACAAAUACCCUUUUUAACACUCAGAUAUUUUUUUAUGUUGAUAUUUGAAUAUGUACACACGUUACCUUCGUAACUUUUUAUGUAAACAUGUAUAAAGUGUACACACACACACAAUUGAAAAUCUUUUUGUAUAAAAUAUAUUUAAGACUUUUUUUUCUUUGUAUCGCCUUAGCUCUCACUCAUUGAACCUCGUGAAAAUGUUGCUUUGUGGUGUUUCUUGGUUCCGAGUUGCAAUGGUGGAAUUUUUUUAACGUAGGAAUGUGGCUCUAAAUGUCAACGCAAGUAUCAUUAAAGGCUUCACUUUUUUGGUGAAACAAA
Molecule: messenger RNA, 4489 nt
Organism: Lethenteron reissneri (Far Eastern brook lamprey)
Lineage: Eukaryota; Metazoa; Chordata; Hyperoartia; Petromyzontiformes; Petromyzontidae
Product: WD repeat and SOCS box-containing protein 1-like
Biological process (GO): protein polyubiquitination; intracellular signal transduction
Molecular function (GO): protein binding
Source: RefSeq, a predicted model, not a curated record